GCUUUUCGCUUUUCGGCCGAAUGAUGGAUGAAAUGAUUCCCACCAUCCUGGCAGACCUGAGAGCGAAGCUUCACCAGCGCGUGGAGUUCGAAGUGAAGGAUGUGGAAAAUCGAAUCUGUCAGGAGCUGAAGCAGCUGAACACCGAGGCCAUCGCCGGCUGCAACGCCGACGCCGUGGUCGAGGUGGAGGCUUGCCACGAGGCGAAGCAAGGGGAGACCAUGGAGGCCGAGGCCAUGGAGGCCAUGGAGGCUCCGGAGGUGUCAGUGAUGCUGUCGAUGUCGCGGGAGUCGCGGGAACCUUCCAAAGAUGAAUUCAAAGCCAUGGUGCAGAGACAAAGCAGCUACGCUUAUGCAUGGGCGCACGGAUCUCGAGUCCAAUACAACCGCAAUAGUCAGUCACUUGGUACGUUGAUGCAGUCAGGCUCGGAAUCGUGCAUCAAUAGAAUUUCCGGACUUGCCAACUCGCCAUACUUCGACCUGUUUUGGGCUUUGCUCAUUUUCUCCAAUGCCGCCUUUCUUGGAAUUCAACUCACCGUUGCAAGAGAGGUGAAUCUGGUGGUAAUCCAUUUGGCCUACGCCGUUCUCUUCGCCGUUGAGCUUUUUUUGCGUCUCUUGGCCCUAGGGCCUCGGGCAUAUUUCUUUGCGCCUGGCUGGUCUUGGAAUGUGUUGGACGUGGUGGUUGUGAGCUUCUCAUGGGUCAACAUCAUUUUGGAGGCCCUGGGUUCCAGCAGUGACACCGGGGUCAGCUCCAGCAUCCGCGUCUUGCGACUGCUGCGGGUGUCCCGACUGCUUCGCAUCGUGAAGACUUUGUGGAUCGUGCGCUUCGUGGGGGCCCUGCGCACCUUGGUGAGCUCGCUGCUGGAUACUUUGAAACCGCUCUUCUGGGCCAUGUUGCUGCUACUCCUGAUCAUGUACAUUGCAGGAGUCUUGUUCACCGACGUGGUUCUGGAACACACCAAGCAAAACCCUGAUCGGAACAUGGAGAAGUUCUUCGGACAUCUGGGCUCAUCAGUACAGACGUUGUUCAGAUCCAUCUCUGGAGGAUUCGAUUGGGGCGAUGCCGCAGAUGCGCUUCGUCCACUGGGAGAGUUUUGGGUGCUGCUCUUCGAGCUCUUCGUCGGCUUUUGCACCUUCGCUGUACUGAACGUAAUGACGGGAUUUUUCUGUGAAAGUGCCAUCAAAUCAGCGCAAAAAGACCAUGAAAACACAAUGGACAGCCGGCAAGAGUUUCGAACUCUUCUGACGGAUAUUUUCAAUCGUUUGGAUGAUGGAGAUGGGCAAUUGACUUUAGCCGAAUUUGAAAAGAUGUUCGAAAACGAACAGAUGCAAGCAUUUCUGGAGACCGCCGAAAUCACUGCCGCUGAUGCUUGGACAUUAUUUGCAAGUUUGGAUGUAGAUGGAGAUCACGUUAUCGACGUGGAUGAGUUUACAAAGCGGUGUUUGACAUUGCGUGGUGGUGCACGUUCUAUGGAUGUUUUUGCAUUGACUCGCCAAAAUUUGAAAAUCCGGGAACAGUUGAACCUGGUCCAACAGCAACUUGCUGACCUGAUUGUCUCAGUCACGCUAGCGGACCAACGUGAUAUCGUGAACAGCUUAAAUUUGCCCAGCAGGAAACUGAAAGACUGGCAGCAGAAAACAAGUAUUGGGAAGCAGAAUGUAAAAGAUUGCAGGAAGACCUUCGAUACUACAAGGAUUGGUGGUACGGUAAGGUGGUAUGCCAGUUCAUGCCCUUGUUGCAGACGUCCUCUAGACAUCACCGUGCGCAGCCGGCCCAACGAAAGCGAGCUGGACGAAAGUCAGUGGAGAGGCUCGGCUUCGACUUCCCAUCCUCGCUACGCUCGCUACGCCUACACCUGUGUGAUGUGGGGCACUAAUCCGGGCUAUGCUCUGGGGGCAGCUGUCCUGGGAGCCCGGUUGAAGGAGCUCCAGAGGGAAUCAGGUGAAGAAGCAGAUCUGGUGCUGAUGCACACUGACGAUGUCCCGGAGAACUAUCUUCGGGAGUUGGGUCAGAUUUGGACGCUGCAGCAGACCGAGUACAUCGAUGGGGUGGCAGCGCUGUACACCACCAAAGGCACUCGCUUCGAUGGGGUCUUCACCAAACUCAGUGCAUGGAACUUGGUCCAGUACGAGAAGGUUCUGCUGCUGGACAUCGAUACCUUUCCUUUGAAGUCACUGCAUGAACUCUUCAAUUUGGAAGCUCCAGCAGCUUUCAUUCGUGGCAAUGGCAGCACUGAGCAUGGGGAGGUGAUCGAUGGACGGUCAUUCUUCUUGGAUGGGAGCUGGGCAGAACGAGCUUGGCAACAGGCUGGAGGCAUCAAUGCCGGUGUCAUUCUGCUGCGGCCGUCGGAAAUUGUCUUCCAACAGAUGCUUAAGGAGGUCACCAGCGAAAACCAUCCAGCGCACAUUGCUGGCAAUGGCCCUGAGCAGGACUACCUCACACGAUUCUUUGCAGCAGAUCUGAAGAAUCCUUGGCGCCACAUCGACGUCUCGUACAAUUUUCAGUUGCACCAUGUUCCCUUCGCAUUGGAAAAGGUCAUUGAGCACACUUCGCGUGAUCCAGAGUACCAGGAAGAGUGGAAACCACGGCGGCUGAACAUUGACCCAGAGGAGAUCAAACUGAUCCAUUUCAGUGGAGAGUUGAAGUAUUGGCACAUGCUGCUGAGCAGACCUGGCGAAGAGACAUCUGAGAUGGACAACGAGAGGUUUGCGGAAAUGAUGAUCUCCCAAUUUGCCUCUUACAACAUGUGGGUCACCGGUGAGGAUGACUGUUGUCAAUUCCAUUGUCACCGGGACGAAUCGGGACGGAUCUUUUUGAACUGCGAGAAUGGCACCACAAAGGAUGUCAGUGAUUUCGUGGAGAGAUCCUUCCAACAUGUUCGUGGCAUUGCAAUCACUUCCAUUUCAGCAUGGCGCUCCUGCGCAGAAAGCUUGAUGAAACAACAGCCAGGUCUGUUGGAUACAGUGAAAAAUCCUCAAGUUGCUGUGAGCUGCUGGGCCAUCGACACCGCUGUGGAAGUGCAAUGGCCCAAGGAAGGUGAUGCUUGGCACGUGGGCCGUGUGGUUGGCGUCCACGAGGAUGGAAGCUAUACGGUGCACUACCACAACUACGAUCGCUCCUCUUGGAUGACUCACAUGGAGCGGCGAGUCGACAAACAGCGCAUGCGUUUGCUCGAGGAGGUGCGGGGCCCUGCGAUCCCCUUCGAGGAACUCGAAGUGGGAAAGAAGUAUCAGGGCCUGGUUCGCUUCGUGGUCAGCUAUGGAGCCUUUGUGGAUGUCGGGACCCACUUGGGUUUGCUGCACCAAACUCGCAUCUCUCUGGAAGCCAUUGACUGCGUCAAUGAUGUGCUGUAUGAAGGGCAGCAGGUGGACGUGUGGGUUACAGAAAUCAAAGAAGAGGAGCACAAAUUCAGCUUGACCAUGGUGGAAGGCUUGACAGGCGUUGCCAAAGACUUGAGACCCUUCGCAGAUCUCGAAGGCGAGUGUCGCGCCGGAGUGGUGUCGCGCAUCGUGCCCUUUGGGGUUUUUGUGACGGUCACUUUGGACAGCGGCGCGUUCGCAGAUGGUUUGGUUCACAAAUCCAAGAUCAAGGAUGGCCUCAUUGAAAACCUUGAGGAUGUGGUAUCCCUUGGUCAAGAAGUGAAGGUCAAGAUCGAAAAAGUUGAUCUGUGGGCAGACCGAAUGGAUCUUGUGCCGGACGGCGACGAAGGCCAUGGCGAUGGCUUCGGCGAUGGCUUCGGCGAUGGCUUCGGAGCAGAUCUGAAUGUGGCACCCGAAGCGUGGCUGUCCAAAUCUGGGGAAGCCUUCGAUGCCAUCGCGGCACCCUACAUUGACAUCCUGUGA
Messenger RNA from Cladocopium goreaui, 3839 nucleotides. NCBI's taxonomy places the organism in Eukaryota, Dinophyceae, Suessiales, Symbiodiniaceae. The record is from the annotation of a GenBank genome assembly.